AUGAGUGAAAAAGAAAACAUAUUUCGGUUUAAUCAUAUAGAUAAAAGCAAAACAAAAGAAGAGAUACAGGAAAUCAAAGAACUGUACAAGUAUUAUCAUUUCAAGUUCUGGGUUUAUCAAAAGGCCUAUAAACACUUUAAGAAGCUGAAUCUCCUAUUAAACAUAACAUCAUCUGGCCUGAUAGUAGUUGGAGCUGUUGCUGGUGGUUUGACAGCCAACCCAGCCAUUCUAGGAAGCGUAUCAGGAGCUGGUUUAGUUCUAAAAACAUUUUCUGAGACGAAAGACUACAAGAAAAAAAUAGAAUUAUCUAAAUUUUGUUACACGACUUACAGUAAAGUAUUAGUCGAGUUGAGGACUUCGCUGCGAGGUGGUACCUUUGAUAAAGAUGACUUCUUGAAGGAGAUGACAGUCCUCGAUGAAACAGUUAUCGAUUUCGCCUCAUUAGUGACAAGAUUCGAAAAGCAGUACGCUAAAAAAUUCCUCUCCCAUCCAAGAGAAAAUGUAAAACAAAAUGGCGGAGAGUUUGAGACAACAACCUCGUCCUCAAGGCCUCUCGCUCAAUGA
This is a messenger RNA of Porites evermanni, 564 nucleotides long. The record is from the annotation of a GenBank genome assembly. NCBI's taxonomy places the organism in Eukaryota, Metazoa, Cnidaria, Anthozoa, Scleractinia, Poritidae.